GCUCCUGCUGUGGGCGGAGAAAGAGAAAUGCCGCGCAUGCGCGCUAAUCUUCGAUGAGUUAAUCCUGACUUUUCCGGCAAAUUGGUUUACAUAUUUACAAUGUACGAACCCCACAGCCUAUUGAAUUUGGGCUAAUUUUUGUAGCUUCCGCGAAUUUGUACUUUGCACCAGCUAAUUUUCUUUACAUAAAAACUUAAAAUGUACCUCUUUGAGAUUUCUUGGCUCGCCUCUCUUUUUCCUAAAUGAACUCAGUUAGACAGGUCCCAGUGCAUGUUGGGUAAAAUAGUUUCCUCUUAAUUUGUUGCCUGCUGGAAAUGUUAAUGUAAAAACUACAAUGCCCAGCAUGCAGCGGGACUGGCUGGUGAAGAAAAAAACAUCCUAUGACGCUCCUCCUAGCAAAAGCUCCGCCCUCUUAGUCCCAACUUAUCAGCUCUACAACCUGUUUCCAGCUACAUAUGACCUGGUGUAACUGGAACCAUGCAGAGGUGGCCCCCCUAAAGCUAAAUGUGGCAGAAGGAUCUGGGACAGAUGCCUCUCUCGUGCCUGAGCUCAGACACUUCUCCCCAGCUCUGGCUGAUCACAUACACAAAGAAAAGCACAUUAUUUGGGUUCAAGGAUGAGUGUUCAGUCUGUCUGUGCUGGUCAGUCAAGCAAGAAGCCUUGUAGUUAGACAGAUGAGAUGGAGGGUCUGUUGCCAGGCUUGAGAGAACUGCACAGGGUGGUCCUGAAUGUUGGUUCCCUGCAGCAUGAUGCCCAGAAAUGUGCCUCUUUCUUAGCUCCUAAUUCUACAGCAUUAAGCAGUACAGAUACUGCAGAUCCAACGCCGGCUGAUAAUGAAGGCCAUGUGUCUGUAUGGUGUGCACGGGAGGUUACAGCGCUACAGCUGUCUCUGAUCCGAAUGCUCAUCAGCAGGGCAGAUAGUCAGGGCACAGAUCCUGAUGUAAAGCGCCAGUACACCUGCAUAGUGGACCUGCUACAGCAAGCUGACCUGGAUAAGACUUUAAUUUGUCUCUCCGUGACUUCUGACAAGGUGCUGUCUCAUCUCUCCUCCAAGUGCCUCUCCUGUUUGGUGCUAUUCCAGUUAAAGACAAAGAAUAAGGUGAAUAUCCGGUGGCUUCAGUUCUGCCUAAAGUCACUGAGUGAAUCCCCAAGGUGCUAUACGGUCAUGCCAUGUCUAUCUACUCUCAUAUGUGUGUUCAAGGGACUCCUCAGGGAUGAGAACUUACAGCAAGGAGAUAUUCUAUCGGUUCUCCUUCAGCCUCUGGAUCCCACAUUUGAAAGAUUUUGCUCUUCUCUCCUUUCUGAUGUCGGAACAACACACUGCCAAACUUCUGCACUAGACCCAGAGUCCAGCUGCUGCCUCUCCUGUCUCCUGGACCUGAUGGAGCUCCUGAUUGCUCUAAGGAUAAAAUACAAACGGAGUCUUCCUUUAUGCCACACGGUUCUUUCUGUGACUAUUCCCCAGGCUUUUACAUUGGUAUCCUCCCCUGUUGCAUAUUAUGUUAAAAGGCAGUUCAUCUUGGUUCUGAAGAGAAGCCUUUUAAAAAAAGCAGGGGAAGAUUUCUACCCUGUUCUACACAGCAUGUCACAGCCUGGGGACCCUGUACUGGAGCAGGAAAUUACUAUGCUGGUGCUAGCGUUGCUGAACUCAGUAGACCAGGGCUGGCUGCUGCAAGUGCCUAUAAGGGAUAGGAUUAGCAGCUUUGGUGGCUCUUACAUGGCAUCAGAGAGCAGCCCUGACCUAGUAGUUCUGGGGGCAGUGUGUCUUUCUGUUCUCAAAGCUCUAGAAAUCCAACUUCUUGAAGUGACUUUAAGCAGCAUUAUAGCAGAGAAACUACAGUCUGUCAUGGAUCAGUUACUGGCUUUCCUAAGGCAUCAUCUCGGGUGGCAGAAACCAUGGCACCCCUGUGAAUGGGUGUCUCUUGUCUUUAUAGAGCAGGAUGAUGACAUGCUAGAAGUGGCAAACAUUCUGCUAAAGAUGUACCUUCGCUGUCAAAACUUUUGGUCUCAGGUCCCUGUCUGUGUGAAUCCUGGAAAUGAAAUGGGAAUAUGGGAUGGAAUAUCUCAUCAGUUUGGCUGUGACCCCAACUGCAUUUUCGUGUUAUUGCUGAACAGUGUGGCAUUUGACACUUCAGUCCUGCUGGAUUUUCUUAUCUCCUCAGAGACCUGCUUUCUGGAAUACUUUGUAAGGUACUUGAAACUUCUCAAAGAAGACUGGCCUCGUUUCUGCCUGACGUGCACUUUACUAGAACUGGCUUCUUGCCGGAAAGGAUCUGCCAGGGAUGUUCCCAACAGUUUCCCAUUACAGGGUCAGACAGAGAGUGUAGCGGCUGCAGUGGUGCUGCAAAGCCCUGUGAAUCUUCAAGCAUCUUUAUCUCUUCCCACCAGCAUCACCAACUCAGUGACCCAGAAAAAUGUAAGGCAUGUAGCACCUUCUCAGGUCUCAAGCUAUGAAUGCACUUCCUCUCUGGGUGCCCUUCAACGCCUUGUAGCCUAUGACAGCUCAGAGGAUUCCGACUCUGAAUGCUCUGAAGAGCAAGAUCAUCCUCUCGCUGCACAGACCCCAAGAGCUGACAGCACCGACAUAUAUAAACAAAUGGGGAAGCUGAAACUGAAAGGGGAGUGUCCAGCCUUUAGCACUACCCCAACAAAGACUGCCGAAAACACAAAUCUGAUCACGGGGACCCUGUUGAAAUCUGCAAGGUGCUUGGAAGAGCUGCAGCAAGCCAUUAAUAGACUGCACAGAAAGCAGCUCUUCCCAUAUAACCCCUCUGCUUUACUUAGGCUCCUAAUACAUGUUUGUACUUUAAAUAGAGAGAUGCGAGAAGGGAAGAUUUCUCACUAAAGGGGUGGUUCACCUUUAGGCUCCUGCCACAUGGGGCGGAUCCUCAGCCUGCAGAUACCUUUGCCUGCACCUGGAGCCAUUGUAGUGCUCUGGGUGCAGGCAUAACAAUAAGCUUUUUGAAGCAUAGUGGCAGAUUUGUGGUCUGUGUUUAUUUGCAGGCUGUAAAUUUGCCCCAUGUGCCAUGAACCUUAUGUUAGAUGUUAGUAUGUUUUAGAAUGUCCUAUUCCUAGCAAUUUUUCAAUUGGUCUUCAUUUUUUUUUUUUUUUUUAUAGUUCUUUAAUUAUUUGUAGUCCUCUUCUGCCUCUUUCCACCUUUCAAAUGAGGCUUAUUGAACCCAGGAGACAAAAAAUGAUUGGUCUCGGGGGCUACAAUUUUAUUUUUAUUGUUAUAUUGCUGAAAUUCCAAACUAGAGGCCUCCUGAACAAAACGCUAAAUAUCUGAAAACCCACAAACAAAAAAUGAAGACCAACUGCAAAUUGUCUCCGAUUAUCAACGUAGUCUGUCUUUCAGCGCUUGUGAGCUGUGAUUGUUGGGGGGUAUGCUCACGGUGCACCGAUAUCCUGGUAAGCCCCUCACUGAAAUCUGUAAUUAACCUGUGCCUAGUUGGGGCUGCAAUAAGGUGAACUCUUUUAAAACUAGAAAUUCCACGUUCCUGUGGAGUGUUUAAAUAAGAGGGAAAAUCACCAUAUAUGUCGAGAAACAGGUGAGCCAGUGGCACGUGCUGCCAUUAGGGGUGCUAUUUUACUGUCUUAUACAGAGACAGCUUCCAUGUUUAUUUUAUAAUAUUCACACUGACACUGGUUGGUGAGACCAUCAAACCUAUAUGUCCCUGCUCCUUAAAUGCUAUGCUUUAUGUGCUUCUCUCUCUGCCACUGUGCGCUACUACAGCACUGAACCAAUCAUAACGUUCUGUCUGCUAUGGAAUAUAGGGUGCUACAAGUACUUGCACUAAUAUACGUGACAUUUGUCUCAAUAAAGCACUCUACAUUGUGUUCCAAUGGACAACUGGAUCCAUGUGAGAACAUAGCAGCCUUAAAAUGCACAAAGAGCCCAUAACCAGUUCACAAUAGCCAUGAAUAACUUGUAAAAUAUAUAUUCUGCUUCAAGGUGCUUAAUGUUAUUAUCCGUUAUAAUAGGUGCUUAGUGACGACAUUUGGGUCACAUGGCUGAUAGCAGAUUGUGUAUUAUAAAACAUUAUGUACCCUUCUGUAAAAUCAUUUCUGUAUAUGGAAUUUCUAGGUGACUUGUAAUAUCUAAAUAUUUUGUCUAGAGGGUGUACACUAUUCCCAAUGUACCAUGUAUUAGUACAGCUUUGCCUUUAUCUAGCAGCACAACUAAAUGCAAUGCUUACAAGGUAUAAAUACAAACAGGGAUACACUUACUACAUAAUAGUGAGAUAACACAGAAUGAGAUCCCUGUCCUGAAGAGCUUGCAAUCUAUGAGGGUUAAUAAUAAAGGGGAGGAGAGAGAUUUAGAUGCAGGUGAGAUGAUACGGCAGCAGUAAGGAGGGAGUGCAGUAGGUGGAGAUGAGAUUGUGGGAGACAGCUAGUAAUAAAUGCCUGGCCUGAUACUGCAGAGAUAUUUGAGAACAUUUACAGUGGAAAUAUUACAAUGAGCUACUUGGAAUUCAUAAACACUUCUGUCUCUUAAACCUGUGCCAAAAGUCUUAUACUUGGCCUUAAUUUCUAGCAGAGCACUUUUAUUCUGUUACAGAAUGACCGUAACUCACUGUGACUUUGAAUUUAGCACUUUGUGCAAUACAUUCAGUAUUUCUGUCCUUAAAUAAGGCAACAUGGGUAUUUAUUUACUUUGUUGUUUGGGAAUUAGUUUCUCCUCACAGUACAGGAAGUACUCACUGGGUCAGAAUGUACAGCCCUUUAGUGGCUGAAUUAAACUCUCAACAUCUCUGUGUACCCCCACCCCCUUUUUUUUUUUUUUUUUUUUUUUUUUAAUAUAUGGGUAACCCUUUGGGGUUUACUGUAUUUACAACUGACCAGGGGAAAGACUGUAGAGCACUAAGGGGUACACUGUUGCAAAAAGCACAUCUUCCCCUGGUCUGGAUACAGUCUGCACCUCACUUAGGAUAAAAAUAUUGGUGCCGGCUGUAGCAUGAAGGGGCCCAGGCCAGCUCUGUCAGGGCAGGGAGAGGGCCCUGUUGCAGCCUGAGGCCUAACUUCAUUCAGAUGCACAAGUUUGCCCUCCCACACCCCCAUUAAUACAACUCUGCAAUAUGCAGGAAGCGCUGUAUUCUCUGGGGCAGCCCCAGGUCUCUGUAAUCUGAAAUAGAGAGCAAAGGCCAGGGGCAAUUCUACAGCAGAGAAACGUGUAUAGGUUGUAAAUUACUCUUAUGGCUUUUAAACAGGUGGGUUUGUAUAUCAUAUACCGGUAGAUGCACCAGUUCUAUUAUAUUGUUUAGCAGGAAGUGUUGCUGAAGCCAUUUCUACAGACUUGUCUGCCAUAUUUAAUUUUUCAGGUACUCUAAACUUGACAGUGUCCCUUUAUAUGUGGUUUCCAGUGGAGAGAGUGCUGUCCCUCAGUGGGAGGCGACGGAAUGUUCUGUGUGGAAUUGUGAGAUGACUGGUACAUUCCACAGUGCUCCCACAGGCUUACUGUAAAUAGAGCAGCAGCACAGGCUUUGCCCUUCACACCCGCCAUUGUAUGGAUUCUUAAGGCUCUCUGCCAUCUCUUGGCAGUUGCUUGGGAACUGAAAGCAAUUCUGUCAUCAGAAUACAAAUGUUUAUAUAUUGGCCCAUACAAAUGAAGAGUCGCUGGUUCUUGGUUCUCUUGUAUUACAGCCCUUCGGCCAAUUGAUUUGCUACGUCUGAACUGUAAAACACUGAAUUAGUAGUUAGUCAUACAGCUGUAUUCAUAUUGAUGAAAUUUGGAUAUUUCUGUAGCCAGGCCAGAUGCAUUUAAAGGGGAGGUUAACCUUUAGUAUUUUUCAACUGGUCUUCAUUUUUUUUUUUCUAUAGGUUAUAAAUUAUUUGCCUUCUGCCUCUUUCUAGUUUUUAUAUAAGGGUCUCUGACCUCAGCAGUCAAAAACUAUUGCUCUGUGAGGCUAUUUUAUUGUGAUAGAUACAUAUAGAUAAGACCCACAACCCAACCGUGACCAGUAGACCCGCCAUCCUGCAUUUGUGCCCUCGUCUGAAAAUCCUACUCACAACCUGCAGGUUACCUGGUUUUUAUGGGGGUACCCGACCCACUGCAGGACUCCAGCAGAGGGACCAACUCAUUUCUAAACCAACUUGCUUGAGGAAUAUGUUUAACAUACAGCGUGCCAUAUAGUGUUGCUACAUCUGAACCAUCCCUAAUGGUCUUUAUUCAAGCAACACCAAGCAAAUUCUCAGUUGAAAUUGGGGGAUGGGUGGUUAGUGUGGUUUUCACUGAAUUGUUACUGAACGUAAAUGAACAUUUAUAAUCUAGUAUCUUCUCACGCAAUGUAAUGGAGUUGGUAUGAAUAUAGGAUACCAGUGAUGAAUGAAAGUUUCUUCAAACCAUUUGUGUUUUAUUGGAAAAUUUUAAGCAACAAUCUGGAUAGAAAUGUGAUUUAAAAAAUGUGAAAUGACCCAGUUUUCUUAUGCAUCUACAGGAAGAUUUCAUGUUGAAUACUUAACCUUCAUUCUGUUUUUCUGUAUAUAUACUGUAUGUAUAUAUAUAUAUCCCUAUUGUGUAUAAGUAUUGAGGGCAAGAGCCAUAGACCAUAUUGUAUUAUUAUACUUUAUUGUGUAAUGAUUUGCCUUUUCAUGAUUGCAUACCCUGUGCUGCCAUUGGCAUAAUAUAUACAAAUACUGUAUAUAUAUAUAUAUAUAUGUGCUAUAGGUGCUAUAUAAGGUAGAAACCUAAAUGUUUAAUGUUAAAGCAUGGGUUUGCCUGUUGUACAACACUGUGGAAUAUGUUGGCACUUUAGGUGUUGCGUGUAAUAAUGUGUUUAAUGCGCUCUAUCAUAUAAUUGUCUCACACUUCUAUAGCGGUGUGGAUCUGGUGCCUGUGUGCCAUGUGCUUUUGCUAUAUGUAUGCUCUUUCAAAUAAAUGUGAAACUUUCCACUGCA
Molecule: messenger RNA, 6894 nt
Organism: Xenopus tropicalis (tropical clawed frog)
Lineage: Eukaryota; Metazoa; Chordata; Amphibia; Anura; Pipidae
Gene: lins1
Product: lines homolog 1
Exons: 9
Coding region: 680-2845 (721 amino acids)
Source: RefSeq, a predicted model, not a curated record